UGCACAGGAUGGCGUGCACAGUAAAGGCCUCAGUGAGGCUGCAGAGACUGUCAGGAGGAGGAGGAAGAGGCUGUGUUUUGGCCAGACAGCAAGUCUUUGUGGCCUCGUGGACAAAGAGGCGUUCUGAGCUCAUGUCGAGUGUCUGUCGUCCCUCUGCGGUCCCAGCGCACAGAAACCGCCAGCCAACGCAGAGCGCAGCUCACAAACAGCCUGAGAGCACCAGGAGGCGACAUGAGGAGCUGCUUCGGCCUGUGUCUGCUCACCUGCUUUGGGAUGCUUGAUGUGGCAUCCGGACUUCGUUGCUAUAAGUGCUCAGAUUACACGGGAGUGUGUCAGAACGUGCAAGAGUGCACGUACGAGGACUCGUGCAUAUCUCUGAGUGAAAGAGGAGGGAAAACCAUCCGUCAGUGUAUCAGGUACACAGACUGCGAUAACUCCCGCCUCAGCCAGAUGUUUCCAUCCAUCUCCGGCUUUAACUACCGAUGCUGCAGCAGCAACCUCUGUAACUCUGGUGCAGGUGUUACCACGGCAAUGCCCAUGCUGGGUCUCCUGGGCUCCUUGCUGAGUAUUUGGUGGUGUUUGUCGUGAAUCUACUAAGUGCACAUUAAGUAUAGGUGAUGUUUAGUGAAGUUAACAUAAAGUAAACUGUUUUCUGUCAGUCGCCUAUUGCACUUUAAGCCGAAAGAAGAAAAACCUUUUUCACAAUAUAUGCUAAUUCUCAUUUAACAUUACAUAUCAGAACAGACAUGUUGUAUUUUUGUAUCACACUCUCAUUCUUGUUGUGUGCUGUUGUCUUUAAUUGUGUCUUUUUCUGUUUCACUCAUGGGUGGAAAUAAAAA
Molecule: messenger RNA, 839 nt
Organism: Thalassophryne amazonica
Lineage: Eukaryota; Metazoa; Chordata; Actinopteri; Batrachoidiformes; Batrachoididae
Gene: cd59b
Product: CD59 molecule (CD59 blood group)
Exons: 3
Coding region: 232-588 (118 amino acids)
Source: RefSeq, a predicted model, not a curated record